Styela clava is the source of this 2254-nucleotide messenger RNA. RefSeq names its product RNA-binding protein 39-like. Gene Ontology annotation, molecular function: RNA binding. Gene Ontology annotation, cellular component: nucleus. NCBI's taxonomy places the organism in Eukaryota, Metazoa, Chordata, Ascidiacea, Stolidobranchia, Styelidae. The record is from RefSeq and is a predicted model, not a curated record. Gene Ontology annotation, biological process: mRNA processing.
UUCUUUUAUCUUAUCCUAAAUCUCAUUGAAGUUCAUUUUGAAUAGAAGUACAUAUUUCUGAGUAUUUUACAAGUACCUAGAUCAAAGAUAUGGCCGACGACAUUGAUGUGGAAGCUAUGCUUGAAGCACCGUUCCGAAAAGAUGGAGAGAAUGGUGACGCUGUAGAUCGUGACAGGAAAAAAAAAGAAUCCAGUAGGAAGAGGGAUCGGGAUCGUAAACAUGAAAGAAGCAGGUCGCACAAACGUAGCAGAUCAAGGAAAAGAAGUCGAGAUCGAAAACACAGAUCUAGAUCAAGAGACAGGAGUAGGGAAAGGAGAGAACGUAGGCGUUCGAGAGAAAGAAGAAGUCGUUCACAGGAAAAGCGACGACGUUCUCGCUCACGUGAACGUAAGCGUUCCAGGAGCCCAAAAAGGGAGCCAGUCCUUCCACCAUCUCUGAUAGAAACUAAUGACACUCCUAAGGAAAGAUCACCAAGUCCUGGGGAUCGAGAUGCUCGAACUGUAUUUUGUAUGCAGUUGUCUCAAAGAAUACGUCCAAGAGACUUGGAAGAAUUCUUCUCAUCUGUUGGUGUUGUUCGGGAUGUGAAAUUGAUAGCAGAUAAACAUUCAAAACGGUCAAAAGGUAUUGCUUAUGUGGAGUUCAAGGAUCAUGAGUCUAUACCGUUGGCACUGGGACUCAGUGGGCAGAAAGUUCUGGGAGUACCUAUAAUUGUUCAACCUUCACAGUCUGAGAAGAACAAAGUCGUUCAGGCUACAACUCAGGCCACUGUACAGAAGGGGAAUGUUGGUCCUAUGAAAUUGUAUGUAGGGUCACUCCAUCAGAAUAUCACAGAAGACAUGUUGAAAGGCAUUUUCUCGCCAUUUGGCAAGAUCGAUCAAGUUCAACUUGUGAAAGACCCAGACACUGGCAUAUCUAGAGGUUAUGGCUUUAUAACUUUUAUGGAAGCAGAUUGUGCCAAACGGGCUCUUGAGCAAUUAAAUGGAUUCGAAAUUGCUGGCAAACCAAUGAAGGUGGCGAACGUGACAGAUAAAGCUGAUCAACAAGCCGCAAUGGCACUUGCAGCUGGGCAGGGUGGACCUUCAUUUCUGGACAAUGAUGCUAUUGAACGUACUGGCAUAGAUCUUGGAACAACUGGGAGAUUACAACUAAUGGCCAAACUUGCAGAAGGGACAGGUUUGCAUGUACCCUCCAUUACCCAGCAGGCACUUUCAAUGGGUCAAGCUAUGGGACUCGGCUUGCGGGGAUCCGUAAAUGUUGGCACAGAUGGGGUGGAUGCAGCUCCUGCUGCACCUCCAAUUGCAACUACUUGUUUUCAGCUGUCCAAUAUGUUUGAUCCAAAGACUGAAACUGACCCUGAUUGGGAUUCAGAAAUUCGCUCUGAUGUUAUUGAAGAAUGUGGCAAGCAUGGCAAUGUUUUGCAUGUGUAUGUUGAUAAAAAUUCUGACGGAAAUGUAUAUGUUAAGUGUGGAACACUGGAUUCCGCUGCAAAAUCCGUUGCAGCGUUGCAUGGAAGAUAUUUUGCAGGAAAGAUGAUCACUGCCGCCUAUGUCCCCCUGGUUAAUUACCAUGCUCUUUUUCCAGAUUCUGCAACUACAAACACUUCACUUGUACCGAAGACUUGAAGACGUUGAUGCUGAUUGUAUCUACAUCGUAAACUGACCAAUAUACUGUUUAGAUUUUAGUAUUUUAGAAUAUUUUUUUCUGCUUUUGCAGGAUGAAUUCUUUUCAAUGGCAAGAUUUGAUGGUCAUUUUGUUCUUCUUAUCAAGUCUCAAAAGACUACAAAGUUUGAGAAUGUCUUCCCACUAACGUACGGACAAACUAAAUCUCAUUAGGUAAUUUUUGUUGUUGACAUGUCUGCAAAAUCCAGUGAUGACACACAAGAGCAAAUUGAUCGUUCCUUUCUUCGUGAAAGAUAUCUUAAAUCACUUCUAUUCAUGACAGGUACUGUUGUCAGAUAAAAUUGGGAAAGUUUCAAAAAUAUGCAUUCAAUUUUCAUGGUAAAUAUACUGAAGAGUAAUCCUAAGCUAAGGCUGGAUAAUAUAAGCACAUUUUUAAACCUUUAUUUCCACCAAUGUUUUGGCCCUGGUGAACAUCGUUUUGUUAUGGAGAUUUCUAAUUUGAUGUUUAUUUAAUUUUUUCUGAUUUUUUUACUCAUUAAUUGUGCUUGUACAUAUUUUGCCAUAGAUAAAAAAGUAACGUUCCAGCUUUCCCAGAGUACGAACGUGGAAGGAGUUUUCAAAGCGUGUGACUACA